Molecule: messenger RNA, 2466 nt
Organism: Uloborus diversus
Lineage: Eukaryota; Metazoa; Arthropoda; Arachnida; Araneae; Uloboridae
Product: disintegrin and metalloproteinase domain-containing protein 10-like
Exons: 14
Coding region: 1-2466 (821 amino acids)
Biological process (GO): membrane protein ectodomain proteolysis; Notch signaling pathway
Cellular component (GO): plasma membrane
Molecular function (GO): metalloendopeptidase activity
Source: RefSeq, a predicted model, not a curated record
AUGGCUCAAAGCAUCGAGCUAAACCCUUUCAUUCUGCAUUUCGAGCCUUUAUUCUUCAACCAGAAAUCGCUGAAUGAUCAAAAUUUCCGGUCGAAGCGUUCGCCAAAGUCUGAGAUCCGAUUACAGUUCACGGCGCACAAUAGAAUAUUCAAGCUGAGAAUGCGGUCAGAAACUUCAUUAUUCUCGUCGGAUGUAGUAUUCGAAUCUUCGAGGCAUGGAAGGUUUGAUUUUCAAGUGAACAAAGUUCUGAAAGGACGGUUGGAUGAUGAUGAUGAUUCAUCCGUGGAAGGCGUCAUAACAUCAACAGGUCUUUUGGACGCAGUUAUAGACACGAGGUCUGAACAGUACUUCAUCGAGCCAUCCUCACGCUACUUUCCGGCCUCACAUCCUCCUUUUCAUUCUGUCAUCUACAGACUAUCUGACGUCCAUUUUCCUCUGGGCAAUGAAUCCCACAAGUCUGCUCCAUCUGUAUAUAGCACAAUCAUAGCCGGUGUACAUAAACGAGGACGCUCCAAGCAUUCUUCCAAGACUGAAGACUCGUCAUCAUCCAACGGACUUCUUUCACGCCAACGCAGAAAAGAUGCGACUUCCAGAUCUUUAUCCUCUAAUUCAAGCGGGAAGAAUCCACUUUAUUGGAGGGACGGUGAUUCUUUACGUUAUAGAGGAUUCGAGCACUACGGAGAUUCCGAAAGAUAUGGCGUACGUUCUAACCAGAGGACUCAUUGGUCUGAGGAUCGCUCGGAUCGUCACGUGGCAAUACAUCCUCAGAAAAGCACUUGUAUGUUAUACUUACAAGCGGAUCAUCUCUUCUACCAAAGGAUGGGCAGUGAAGAAGCUUGCAUAGAUACGAUGACGAGGCAUGUGCAAAAAGUAAAUGGGAUUUAUAGAAAUGCUGAUUUUGAUCAAGACGGACGUCCAGAUAAUGUAUCCUUCUUAAUCAAACGAAUCAAAGUCCAUACGCUCGAAGCUUUAAAGGAUCCGGGUUACAGGUUCCAGGGAAAUUAUGGAGUGGAAAAAUUUCUCGAACUUUUUUCCGAAGAAGAUUACGAUGCCUUUUGCUUAGCCUAUAUGUUUACUUACAGAGAUUUUGAAGGUGGAACUUUAGGAUUAGCAUGGACAGGAGACUUGAGAAAUGCAGGAGGAGUCUGUGAAAAGAAUGGGCAUUACAGAGGUAGUCUGAAGAGCCUAAACACAGGCAUCGUCACUCUUCUAAAUUACGGAAAAUAUGUCCCUCCAGUUGUGUCACAUGUCACGUUAGCUCACGAAAUUGGCCACAAUUUUGGUUCCCCGCAUGACCCUGAAGAUAAUGCAGUUUGUACCCCUGGUGGAGACAAUGGCAACUAUAUAAUGUUUGCCCGAGCAACAUCUGGUGAUAAGAAAAACAACAAUAAGUUUUCACCGUGCAGUUUGCGUAGUAUAAAUGCAGUCCUGAACACUAAAGCAAGAAGUGUGAAAGGCUGUUUUACAGAACUGCAAGAUUCAAUUUGUGGAAACGGUGUCGUGGAGAAAAGUGAACAAUGUGACUGUGGCUGGGAAGAAGACUGCGAGGAGAGUUGCUGUUUUCCCAUGCGCACAAACCCGCCGAGGGACGAACCACCUUGCAAACUGAGACCGAAUGUUAUUUGCAGCCCGAGUCAAGGACCCUGUUGCUCCCAAGAUUGCAGCUUAAAAGUUGGCGAGGAAUGCCGUGCUGACAAUGGAUGCAGAAGUCCAAGCUACUGUGAUGGUAUAGGGCCGCAAUGCCCGCCUUCCACCAACAAGCCAAACAAAACAGUCUGCAAUGAAGAGUUUGUCUGUUACAUGGGAGAAUGCACUGGAUCAAUUUGCGUAGCGUAUGGGUUAGAAUCUUGUCAGUGCCGUCGUACUCUUCAUGAUCCUGCUACUAAAGCAUGUGAGCUUUGCUGCAAGCUGCCGGGCGAUGAUUACAGCUGCAAGUCAUCGUUUGAGUGGAAUUUUGCACCGUAUGAUGUUCCUGAUCUCUUUGCCAAACCUGGAACGCCUUGUGACAAUUACAAUGGCUACUGUGAUGUUUUCCAAAAGUGCAGAGAAAAUUUUCAGGCUGAUCCAUCAGGCCCCUUGGCUACACUUCGCAAACUUCUUUUAUCUAAUGAAAGCAUGGCAUCGGUGAAAAAGUGGAUAUUUCUGCAUUGGUGGGUAGCAGUUUUAUUGGGACUUGGUAUAGCUAUGUGUAUGAGUAUAACACUUCGACUGUUUGGAAAACAAAAUGAAGCUAUUAAAUCGGUGACUGAAAACAGCCAAAUGAACAAAUCGAUCAAUCUUUUGCAUCCCUGUAGAACCCAAACGUUCUUCAAAUCUGGAACACAAGCAUUGAUGACCAAUUCAAGUAUUGCCUUGACUCAAGCAUCUAAUAAUCAGAAGUCUGUAAACAAUUUUGAUAGGACAAGUUUUUCAUCUUUCUCCAAUAAACAUAAAUCAUUGCUAAUGUCACGGAAUGGAUGGGUAUGA